CGGAGCCAGCAGAGAGCGGGGCGAGGAUUCCCAGGCCGGCCGCUCCACCGCGCCCUCCUUUGCGCUCUCCUGUUUGCGCUUUUACGCACCAGCCGGGCCGCCUUGGCACCCAACAGCCGCUGCCCGGCCGGGCCCUGCAGCGGGGGCCCCUGAGCCACUGAGCCGGGGGAAGAGCCCGCUUGGAGCCGCCGCCCCGGGGAAGCCCGCCCCGGAGCUCCUGCCCGUCCGAAUGGGCCACUAAGCGGGGUCUCUUUCCUUUCCCUCUCCGGCUCUGGAAAGGCUUCCUCUGCGCCCCGUUUCUUGCAGCCGCUUUUGCAAAAGGGGGUCCUCGACUUGCAACAGGCUUGCUUUGCGGAAUCGGUUGGCCCACAAGAUAGAUAUAUAUAGGGGAGGAGCUUGGAUUUCUCCAAAGUGAAGACAACACAGCUACAGGAGCCAUGUCGAAGAAGCCUUUAAACAUCCCUCUGGAAAACGGAAAGUCGGAGAAGACCGAAGUGGAGAAUGGACACCCCAACCUGAUGCCACCCACCCUCAGCACCUCCAGUGUGGAAGAGAUGGUCCAACAGAUGAAAGAACUCAUCACGGAGAACAACGAGCUUAAAGAAGCCAUGAGGCAACGGAACCAAGCCAUGAAGGACCGUUUCGAGGAGCUUUCCGCCUGGAAGGAGAAAUUGAAAGACGAACGGGAAUUUUACGAAUCGAAAUUCAAGGAAGCCCGGCAGUGUUUGGCAGCCAAGUGUCUGGAGAAUGAAAGCCUCCACCAGAAGCUCCAAAGCCUGGAAGAAAAAGAAGAAAGGAGCACCACGGAGAGUCCCGUUUUGAGGAAGGAGAUGACCCAAGAGGUGGAACAACUGAAGGCUCAGGUGGCCAAGCUGCAGGCCGAAAAGGCGGACCUGGUAGCCAUCAUCUCGGAGCUGCAGCUGAAGCUCAACGCGGCCGCGGCCGAAGACUCCUUCGUCGAGAUCAGAAUGCAUGAAGGAGAAGCGGAGGGGUCUGUGAAAGGACAUCAGGAUGCAGACGUGAAAAGAAUAAACGGGAACGCAGCUAUGUACGUCCGGAAUAAAUCUGUGGACGAAGCCAGGAAAUACUUGGAAAAAGAAGAAUUAACCGUCAGCCAGCUUCUGCAUUCCCUCAGGACCGAAACUCAGAAGCGAGAAGCCCUGGAAAAUAAGAUGCAGGAACUGAAGGACAAGUGUCAACAGCUGUUGAGUUUGAAAAAGAAAACAAACGACAAAGGCACUCAAACGGAACCAGAAACCAACAAGAAAGAAGAGAGAAGUGAAAGUGUGGGCAGCGAAGUGGAAGUGCUGAACCUGCAAGUCUCUGCCCUUUUCAGAGAGCUCCAGGAGACCCACGCCAAGUUAAAAGAAGCCGAAGUAAUUCAGAAAAAGCUGCACGAAAAGUGUCAGAUUCUCGAAAAGGAACAGCCCGCCAGCGUUGGAGACUUGGAUGAGAAGCAACAAUUGUUGUACACCAUUAAGAAGCUGGAGUUGCAGGUGGAGAGCAUGCAGUCCGAAAUCAAGCUCGAACAGGCGAAAACCAACGACGAGAAAGCCAAAUUUCAUAGCCUCCAGGACGCCUACGGCAAGCUGGCAAAGGAACUGAACGAGGCUUUGCAGACCGUUGAAGAAUUAAAGGGCCAAGAGGGGCAAAGGGCCAACCAGGCGACGUUAGACGAAUUAAUUCACAAACUGGAUCUUGCCGAAAAGGCCCUGGCUGCCAAGCAGUUGCAGAUCGACAAAAUGAAGCAAACGCUUGUGAAGCAAGAAGAAGAGCUGGAGACGAUGGCUAUCCUGCGAGCUCAGAUGGAGGUCUACUGCUCCGAUUUCCACGCGGAAAGAGAGGCGAGAGAGAAGAUCCACGAGGAAAAAGAACAACUAGCCACACAAUUGGCGUACUUCUUGGCUGAAAACCAAGAACGUGGAGAUCUUGGCAGGUGCUCCUUGGCAGAAAUGCAAACUCGGCACGGAAGCAGGCUGUCCUCAGAUCAAGGAGCUGAAGACCAGAAUCAGCAACAGCAACCAAGAGAUAUUCCUAUACAUUCUUGUCCAAAAUGUGGUAUAAUUCUUCCGGAUAUAGAUACGCUUCAAAUUCACGUUAUGGACUGUAUCAUCUAAACACUUUUCUCAGAAAUGCUCAGAAACCUGCACUUUGUAAAAAAAAUAUAUGUUUCCAUAUGCACCUUGGUUUAGGAAGCGUUGGAGACCAUAACAGCUUCUUCCUAAGGAUUCCCUAGGGAGGUUUAGGAUUUACCGUAGUUAGGCAUUCAAAAUUGACCUUACAAAAACUAUAACGUACAUCCGUACAAUCUCUUUUCCACCUAGCUGAAGCUAAAAUAUGUCAGCUGCGUAAUCGCUAGGAACAACACAUUUUAAAAGACGACAAUGUGGGGAUUAUUUAACGCAGCUUGUUCAGUAGGAAGAGUGCAGACUGGAAGUCUUACAGAGGCAGCUUCAAAGUUGCAUAUUUAUAUUUAAUCGCAUAUUUUAAAAGGGUUUAAGAAAGAUUUUGGAGGUUGAACCCUUUCUGUAGCUGUUUUGACCGGAACGAUUCAUUUUAUAGUCGGAAGGCAUCCGUUAAAACUCAAACGAUUCUGAUGAAAUGAGAAGAGGACUUUGGAGGAUUUAAACUUUUCACCCUCAACAUUUUUGUGUGGCCCUCUGUGUGGUACUGAAUAACAGAGGUAAAUCACAUGGUGAAAUACAUUGACCAACAGGUAAAAUAAAAGUAUAUUGAUUGCCAAUUGAGAAAACAUUCACACUGGGAUGUAUGUGAUUCUACUCUAAAAUAGUCUGAAAGCCGUCGCUGCUAUUCGUGGCGUAUCUGUAAAUGAUAAAAGACAGCGAGAGCAAUAAUAAGAAUGCUGAUUUUUACUUUUGAUUCAUUCGAUUCUUGCUUAAAUUGUGAUUAUUUCAGUGUGGAUCAAAACAGAUCACGAAUUACUUAACUGAUGAAACAGUGCAGGAGUCACUUAGUGGUGUAAUUAAAUAAUAUAUUUUAAAUGUUUAUUUUAAAGCUUAAUUUUGUACCUCUGAUUGUUCCAUAAGUACCUUAUUAAUACAAAGUUUACAGCAAAGCUAGGAAACCAUUGAAGGAUAAUAUUUGUGUGGGUCACACUCGCUCACCUGAGUUUUUACAGUGAGUGGUCUUGUUUAAGCUAAAUGAAGAUUAAAUUAAUUAACUGCCCAAUAAAUACUUUGUUGGUCCUUACGUUUGAAAUUUCUGUUUAAAGAAUCGUCUGGAUGUUAUACUUGAAAAAAAAAAAGACUUAAUGGCACAAGUGAUAAACGAAUUGUAUGAAUGAAAGAAAACAAUAAAGCCAUGUUCUGAAAUA
Messenger RNA from Pantherophis guttatus, 3334 nucleotides. RefSeq names its product optineurin (gene OPTN). The record is from RefSeq and is a predicted model, not a curated record. Gene Ontology annotation, biological process: Golgi ribbon formation; protein localization to Golgi apparatus; regulation of canonical NF-kappaB signal transduction. NCBI's taxonomy places the organism in Eukaryota, Metazoa, Chordata, Lepidosauria, Squamata, Colubridae. Gene Ontology annotation, cellular component: cytoplasm; nucleus; Golgi apparatus. Gene Ontology annotation, molecular function: K63-linked polyubiquitin modification-dependent protein binding.